Messenger RNA from Triticum aestivum (bread wheat), 1319 nucleotides. RefSeq names its product probable NADH kinase. The record is from RefSeq and is a predicted model, not a curated record. Lineage: Eukaryota; Viridiplantae; Streptophyta; Magnoliopsida; Poales; Poaceae. The transcript is spliced from 5 exons. Gene Ontology annotation, molecular function: NAD+ kinase activity. Gene Ontology annotation, biological process: NADP+ biosynthetic process; NAD+ metabolic process. Bases 185 to 1297 code for a protein of 370 amino acids.
GGUACAACCCCUUUCUAUCCUCUGUUUUAUACUUGUAUUCCUUUCCAUUUUCUUUGUUUCUAUCCAAUCUUUCGGUUUCGUCCCCUACGUCCCGAACAGAACCUAAAUCUACACCAUGGUUUUAACACUAGUGUAGCGUAAAAACCGCUCUUACAGAGGCGGUACAUUUGAUGGAUAAAAAACAAUGACGUGGACGCUCUCUGGCACAUUACUUGUGCGUUCGGGUCGGCUGGUUGGAGUUGCCGAGCGUCCGGACGGAAACCUUCCGGAGGGAGCCGAGCCACCAGCGAGGUGGCCGUGUCCUCUCCCAGUUCCAAUGGCGCGCCGCCGCGUGCUCCUCUACCUCAAGCCCUUCGAUGUUUACCCUCCGCGCCCUCUCUCCGGCGCCUCCUCCCUUACCUUCCCGCCACCACCUCCGCCGCCGCGCGCCGCCAACCCCAAGAUCUUAAGUUAUCUGGACGAUCGAUGCAGAGUCCACAAGGACACAAUCAAUCUCUGUAAGAGUGUACUACAGCGCAAGCCCCUUGACUGGAUCUCAGUGCAGCGAAAUCAUUUGACAAAUCCAAUACGUGAUGUGGAUCUUGUGAUUACCGUCGGUGGCGAUGGCACACUUUUACGGGCUAGCCAUUUUUUGGAUAGCUCGAUUCCCAUUUUAGGUGUUAAUUCGGAUCCUACUUGUUCUGAUGAGGUUGAUGAGUUAACUGAGGAAUUUGAUGCAAGAAGAAGCACCGGAUAUCUUUGUGCAGCUACUGCCCGGAACUUCGAGCAGAUACUUGACGCAACCCUUGCUGGCAGUAGACACUAUUCAGAGCUGUCAAGAAUAUCAGUGAAACUAAAUGGAUCCCAGCUACCGACUUAUGCUCUGAAUGAUAUAUUGGUGUCACACCCCUGUCCGGCAAGUGUAUCACGCUUCUCAUUAAGAAAAAGAAGCAAUGGGGAGACCUCACGUUUGAUUAAUUCUAGAUCAAGUGGUCUCAGGGUUGCAACAGCUACUGGAUCAACUGCUGCCAUGCUAUCAGCAGGAGGAUUUAUGAUGCCAAUAUCAAGUCGUGAGCUUCAGUAUAUGAUAAGGGAGCCCAUUUCACCAACGGAUGCCGACAAACCACUGCUGCAUGGAUUAGUUAAGCAAGAGCAACAUAUGCUUGUUGUUUGGUACAAUCAAGAGGGUGCUGUGUAUAUUGAUGGUUCUCAUGUAACAUAUCCAAUCCAGCAUGGGGAUACACUUGAGGUCUCCUCAGAUGCUCCAGUCUUAAAAGUUAUUUUACCAGAAUAUCUGUUAAAGCAGGCAUCUUUAUAAUGAAAUAACGUUAUCACUGUUC